UCUAGCGAGACGCUUGCCUGACGCACUUCCGAAGCACGGGACCGGAGGAAGUCGCCGGGGCUGCCGGGAAGCCUGGUGCUGGGAAAAUGGUGGUUACCCGGUCUGGGCGGUCUCGGACCAGCCUCCAAGUCGCGCCAGAAAGCUCCCAGCAGAAGAGUUCUGCUCCUAAAGGGGUUCAAAGACGUCCAGAAAGCAGAAAGGAAUCAAGAUACAAUGACAGAAGCACUGCUGAGUCACAGCCUACUGGGAAGCAAAGUUCAGCCCUCUCCAGAAAGAGGAAGAGCGAAGCUACAGACUCACUAGUAGACCUAAAGGAAUCACUUGCUGAUGGGGAGACCUCUGACUUAGAGUCCAGUUGUUCUUCUGUGCUUGAGGUCCAGGAGCCCAUUCUAAGAAUAACUAGGAGCAGGCAGAUCCUAAUUACACCCACCCCACAGUCCAGUGUUAGGAAAAGUAAAAAAAUAACCCCAGUAAAUGAAUCUCUUGAUGAAGCUGUCUCUGAAGCAGAAUCUUAUGCUUCAGGGAUUUCUAGAAUUGCACUUUCCACAGAAAUAACAAGAAGCAGAAGAAAUAAGGCUAAAUCUCAAAGGGAUGAAAGCCAGGAAACACAUGCAGAAGCUGUCUCUGAUGCUGAGUCAUGCUCAGACAUUUUAUCCUAUGGAAUUGCACCUAGGAGAACUGCCAGGAAUGUGCGAAGGAAAUUAGAGGCUGAAGUGAAGAAGAAAUAUGCUAAGAUUAUACCAGGAGAUAAAAAGCAAACUGAGGAUGCAUCUAUGAAUUCAGAGGACUCUGAUCCUAGACAAACCUCUCAGUUACCAGCAAGAUCACCUUCUCAGAUAAAUAAGCCAGAUUUCUGUAAUAAUGAAACUUAUAUUGACUUUGGAUCCCUCCACAGUAAUUCAGGAAAAAUAUUUAAGGUGCAAAACCACCAACAUUUGCAUAUGCAAGAGGACAAGCAGGCCAGUGUUGCAUCUCAUACAGAAAUCAGAAAGAACCGUAAGAGUUUGGAUAAAGAGGACAUUAAAAUAAUAGAGGAAAAAGAAAUUAAUGAAAACGAUUCCCAAUUGAGUCUUUCUGAACUUCAGGACACUUGCCUUCAGCAGUCAGUCUCUCAGACUCAUUCCACCCCCCCAAAUAACAAAGCUAUACCACGGGCCUCAAGUCCAAAUUGUGAGGCUAUAAUGAAAUCAUUAGCUUUAACAUUUGCAGUUGUGAAAAUGGACAGAUGGAAUGGAGAGAAAAAGAGCACCAUAAAAAUGAGUGACUUAACACCAUUCGGUGAUCACGGUAAUGAUGAGUCCACAAGUGUAGAUGUCAGUGAAGACAGGAACAGCCAGGACAGCAUUCUUGAAUGUGAUACUGAAUUACCCAAGUCUGAACUCAGCAUGUCUCAGAAUUUAGAUAGCUCUGUUUUAUUAGUUCUUAGCAGUGAUGAAAGCCAACAGUCUGAAAACAGCGAGUGUGAAGAAGACACCAUUCGUUUUGUUGAAAGUAGUGACCAAAAGGAGUCAUUAAAUGGAGACUCAGGAAAUACAUCAUGUGAUACAUUGUUUGUGAUUGACAGAACUCCUGGAUUGAGUGCUGAUAAAAGUUUUUACUUGGAAGACAAGGCAAGUAAAGUUGCUGCUGAGGAAGAAAAAGAAAGUUUUUACUUGGAAGACGAGGCAAGUAAAGUUGCUGCUGAGGAAGAAAAAGAGGAGGAGGAGGAUGAAAACAGUGAAGAAGAAUCAUCAGACAGUGACAAAAAUAAAGAUGAGUCUAGUGAUGAGGAGGACUUACUAAACAACACAAAGUCUAAACUUCUGAAGCUGACAAGUAGCACCAUAGACCCUGGUCUGAAUAUCAAACAGCUGGGCGGUUUGUAUAUUAAUUUCAAUGCAGACAAACUGCAGUCUCACAAGAAGACAGUAACACAGAUCAAGGAGAAAAAGAAAGAUGAGCUUCUGCAGAAAGCUAUCAUUACACCUGAUUUUGAAAAAAACUAUUGUGUCCCACCAUAUAGUGAAUCAAAGCAUCAACUUCAGAAAAAACGCAGGAAAGAGCGACAAAAAACAGCAGGUAAUGGUUGGUUUGGUAUGAAAGCUCCAGAAUUGACGGAUGAACUGAAGAAUGAUCUCAAAGCAUUGAAGAUGAGAGCAAGCAUGGACCCAAAAAGAUUCUAUAAGAAAAACGACCGAGACGGCUUCCCUAAGUACUUCCAGGUUGGAACCAUUGUUGACAAUCCAGCAGAUUUUUACCACUCACGAAUUCCCAAGAAACAAAGGAAAAAGACUCUUGUGGAAGAACUGCUGGCUGAUUCCGAGUUCAGGAGAUUUAACCGAAGGAAGUAUUCAGAGAUCAUGGCUGAAAAAGCAGCAAAUGCGGCAGGAAAAAGGUUCCGAAAAAAGAAGAAAUUUCGCAAUUAAGAUCCACAAAGCAAGCCACGGCAUUUUCUAUCUCCCUUAACUGGACAAACCUGUUUUGAAAACUUAAUACCAUCAUAUAAUUCAAUAUAGAUUGUUUAUAGAUUUCUGUAAAGCUGACUGCCAGAAUCCUGUGCCCCUUGGAAUAAAGAUAGGCGUGUGGAAGAUGCACUACAGCUUUAUACUGUUAAAGUGAAAAUGAACCGCAACUAUUUUAAUAUUUUUGUCCAGUUUUUACUACUUGGUUAAAAUUAGGACUAUAAAAAGGCAGUACAGAAUCUGCUAUGUUCAAAGAACCUUUUGGAAUGACCAGAAAUGUCCAAAUACUAUAAAAACUGGUAAUGUGGGGUGGGGAGAGAAGACAGGCUUCUAGUUACCUAAAAAUUCAGAUGCAGAAAGUUGUAGAGAUACAGGUGUUUGCUUCUUCCCAUGUACAAGCUAGUACAUUGAAAACAGAAAAAUGGCACAGAUGUUCUUGGAGCAAGUGGAUUCUAGCAUAAAACCAAAGAACUAAGUGAAGCUAUUAAAAGUCUGAUGCCAUAUAGAAGCUGCCCUUUGGGGUAAAGGUAGAUUUUCAAGAGGGCUGUUUCUCUUUGCUAGCAGCAAAACAGGAGGAACAGUUGGUUUUACCCAGAUUUGUUGCUAUUAGCAAAGCAGAAUUAACCAGUUUUCAUUUGGCCAGGAGGUAAGGCAACCCAGUUUCUCUCAAUGAUAGGCUAAACUGUUUCUGGCACCCAAGGAGUGUUAGUCAUUUCUAUCAGUGCUUUUUUUUUUUUUGGUCUUUCUGAGACGGGGUCUCCCUGUAGCCUGGAACUCGCUAUGCAGAGAUCCGUCUGCCUCUGUCUCCCAAGUGCUGGGAUUAAAGGUGUGCACCACCAUGCCCGGCAGUGGACUUAUUUCAGUAAAUAUAUAGUUUUGUCUUUACCUUUACUAUUUGAGGUCACAAGCCACCUAGGCAUAAAAUUGACAGUAAAGCACCUAUGCUUUUAUUUUAAAAAAAUUAUUUCAAAACUCCGUGGCUUUCUGUGUGAUAAUAGGAUUGCAUAUGGGAGGACUACACAAGGAGGGUAAAGACAUUUACACCUCUACGUGGAGACAUUUCUUCCACUUAAGGCUCAAGGGCAACUUACUGCCAUAUGAUUUUCUGUCCUGUGAAUACUAGAACAGGCUGAAUUGUCCUGUGCUUAAAACAAUGACAAAUGUUUGAGUAUCUGCCUUUAAUUACAUUCCCAUCAUUUUGUUUUUUUGUCUUUGUAUUAGUUUUUUUGUUGCUGUGAUAAAACACCAUGACCAAAAGUAACUUAAGUUUAUAUUUGGCUUAUCGUUCCAGAGGGGUAAGAGUGCAUCAUGGUGAAGAGGCAGGGUAGGAAGCUGAAGGCAUGAGAGCUUACAUCUUGAACCACAAACAUGAAGCAGAGUUCUGGAAGUGGGCAAGGCUGUGAACACUCAAAACCUGACACCAGUGAUACACUGUUCCAGCAAGGCUACACCUAGAGACUCCAUAACCUCCCCAAAUAGCACACCAGCUUUAAAUGGAGCUCAAAGGCCCAUGUGUUGAAAGCUUGGUUGCCAGCCUCUGGUGCUGUUGGGGGGUGGUAGAACCUUUGGAGGUGGAGCCUAGUAGUUAUGUCACUGGGGGCAAGCCCUCAUGAGAACUGGAGCCAUGGCCUCAUUCCUUUCCAGCCAUGUGCUGCCUUCCUGCCAGGGUCUCUGCCACAGGCCCAAACUGACAGGGCCAACUGACCAUAGGAUGACAACCUAUGAAAUAGCCCAAGUAAACCUUCCUCUAUCAGGAAAUUUGUUACAGCAACAGAAAUAAUUACCUCCAUCAAGUAAACUAAAAUUACUCAACUAGAAAUCUGAAGUUACCUAUCAAUAUUCAUUUUCAUAUUCUGAGUGUUUUGCAAGUUUAUCUUAAAUCUUCAGAAGCUAAGUGGUGGUGUAAGCCUGAAACCCCAGCACCGGUAGAGGCAGGAUCAGUAGUUGAAAGUCAGCUUCUGCUACAUAAUGAGUUUGGUUUACAUGAGAUAUCAUCUCAAAACAGAAAUCUCCUGUACCAUAAACAAUAGUAUUUAAAAGUGUAAUUGUAAAUAAAGAAGGUAGGAACUUUUUUUUUUUUUUUUUUUUUUUUUUAAGUAUAAAGGUAUCUGAGGCUGUGAUGGCACACACCUUUAAUUCCAGGUGGGGGAGGCAGGUCUCUGUGAGGUGGAAGCCAGCCUGGUUUACACAGUGAGCUCCAUCUUAAUGUAAAUACAAGAGCACAUUAAAGCUUUUGCAAUGUGAUGGUAGUUAAGAACUUUGGAGCAGGAAAAGCCUAGAGAUAUAAAUGGGGAAAUGAACAGGAAUCUCCAGGAUAGAAAUCUUUGUUUUCCAAGGCUUUCACAUUCCUAUAGCCUUUGCUUGCAUUCCUCACCUGAGUAUAUGCUGUGUACCUUUUGUUUGCAUUCCUCACAUAUGCGUAUAAAAGCCCCCAAAACUUGAACAAGGGGUCUGACUCCUUUAUGGAAGGAUCCGUGGGUCAGUCCUGUUAGUGUGAAAUUAAACUCCCUCUCUUCACCUGA
Molecule: messenger RNA, 4963 nt
Organism: Nannospalax galili (Upper Galilee mountains blind mole rat)
Lineage: Eukaryota; Metazoa; Chordata; Mammalia; Rodentia; Spalacidae
Gene: Dnttip2
Product: deoxynucleotidyltransferase terminal interacting protein 2
Exons: 7
Coding region: 87-2405 (772 amino acids)
Biological process (GO): RNA processing
Cellular component (GO): nucleolus
Molecular function (GO): RNA binding
Source: RefSeq, a predicted model, not a curated record